GGGGCGUGGCUGCCAUUGCGGGUGACCAUUUAAAGCGUCUUACCCGUGGAGGGCGGCGGCGAGGGCGAGGGCGAGGUGGGGGACGAGGGCGAGGAGAUGUGGAGGGAGGAGGAGGGCCGCGGAGGACGAGGCUGCGUUGCGGAGGAGGACAGAGAUGAGGACAGUCAAGGCGGCAACAGUGACGACGAGAUAGCUGAGCUCCGCAUCCAGGCACUGCUGAGCAAGCGAGUCAAUGAAGCUGAGGUGUCCCCAGCACGUGAUCCACCCCAGGACAUCAAACGCCACAACAUCAACAAGCCUCUGCCCACUGGACGGCCCCAGGGAUUCCGGCCUCAGAAUUAUGGGAAGAGCCACCCCAUGGGCAACAAUAUAACCACCAUCCCAGUACUUGGUGCCCAAAACUACAAUCGGAACUUUCCACCACAUUAUAACAGGAACCAGGAGGGACAUUACUUCCAGGGUGGUGAGGAACACUACUACCGGGGUGGUCGUGGGCAAGGCAGGGGCAGGCGGGGGUGGGGUAACAGGCAGGGUCGAGGGGGAAGGGGCGGUAACCAAGGCUACGGUGCCCCAGCCUCCCAGCCUAUGCACGGUAAAUCUUCUGUGAGUCAGCUCGUCCUGCCACAAGACAAAUACUCAGCUAAAGCCUCUCCCGAACCCAGCAAAACAAAAGAAAAGAUGAGUGCGAGGUGGCAGAGGAUUCAGCGCUCAGACAGUGAGAGUGAGAGUGAGGACAGUGAGUCAGACAGCAGUGACAGUAGCAGUGACAGCUCAGGCAGCAGCAGUGGUAGCAGUAGUGGCAGCUCCAGCGGCUCUGAGUCUGAGAGUGAGACCAGCUCAGUCGAGAAGCGGAAGAACAACAAGGAUGCCAAGAGGGACCCAGCUGUCGAGAGGAAGGCUGGGCCGCCACCAGGGGGCAGCGCCCGGCAGAGGCAGCAGUCCUCCAAGGGGCCUCAGGGCAAGUCUCCCACCCCUGGCCAAGACCUGAGGCCCUCACCCCUCAAGGCUCCUCCCACAGGCAGGAGAGGUUCAAUCAGCCCCCCCAAGAAAUACCCCUUCCCAGGCCAGGUGUCCCCACGCUCCUCCCUCAAGCGCCGCCCCUCUGCCAGUCCCCCCGGCCACAGGUCCUCCUGGGCUCCCCCUGGGUCCAAGGGGCCCUUUCAUCAGCAGGGUUCCCGCAGUCCCCUUCCUGGCAGAGGGCCUCAAAAGAGUCCUGGCCGUGCCGGGUCCAGGAGUCCCACAGGAAGAAGGUCAAGGAGUCCUCUUUCUUGGGCUAAGUCGAGGGGGCUGCAGCGAGGCUCCAGGAGUCCUCUCCCCAGACUCAGGUCCAGGAGUCCCUACCCCAGAAGAGGCUCUCGGAGUCCCAUCUUGAGGCGUGGCUCCAGGACCCCGCCGCCAAGAAGACUGUCAAGGAGUCCCCCACCCAGGGGCUCCCGCAGCCCCUACACCAGGCGGGGCAGCCGCAGCCCUUACACGAGGAGAAGUUCUCGCAGCCCCCCACCCAGGAGGACGUCUCGUAGCCCCCUUCCAAGGAGGUCCUCUCGUAGCCCCCUCCCCAGGAGGCUAUCCAGGAGUCCCCAUCCCCUGAGGCGAGGCUCACGCAGCCCCCUGCCGAGGCGAGGCUCCAGAAGUCCAUUCCCCAGAAGAUUCUCCAGUCGGAGCCCACCACCCAGGAGGGGGUCUCGCAGCCCCUUGCCCAGGCACAGCACAAGCAGGAGUCCGGGCCCUCGGAGGGGCUCUCGUAGCCCGGGUGGGAGGCUGCUCCCCAGGAGUGAUUCACGCAGGUUGUCCCGAAGUCCAGUGAGAGGGAGGCUGAAGAGCCCCUACAGAGGCAGGAGCCGGAGCCCACUGCCCAGAGGAAGGAGUCGCAGCCCUGGCUCCCGGGGCAAGUCCAGGAGUCCAGCCUUGCGGAGGAGCCCCCUCCCCAGGCGGGGCUCCAGGAGUCCUCUGCUGCACCGAAUGUCUCGCAGCCCCGGCUACCACAAAGGCUCGCGGAGUCCACUCCCUCUCCGUAGAGGAUCACGUAGCCCAGGACUCCGCAGGGGAUCAAGGAGUCCUUUGCCACACAGGAUAUCCAGGAGUCCUCUGGGAAGGAGGCACUCAAGGAGCCCCUUCAGGAAGCACUCGAGGAGCCCCCUCAGGAAGCUUUCCAGGACUCCUCUCAGAAACCAUUCCCGCAGCCCCCUGUCGCGCCGGGAACCCCUGCCCCACAAGCUCUCCAAGUCUCCGCCCCCACACGGCACUAAGAGCCCUCUGCGCAGGCUGUCCCGCAGCCCCUUUCACCGCAGGCUGUCCAGGAGUCCCCACAGGCAGUUGUCCCGCAGCCCCCAUGGCCGCAGGUAUUCUAGCAGGAGUCCCCCACCCCGGCGGGUGUCCCACAGUCCCAGGCCACCCCUCAGGACCCAGCGGGGCUCCCCACUACAGAGGUUCUCCCGCAGUCCCCCUCUCCAUCCCCUCUCCAGGAGUCCUGGCCCACGUCGCCUCUCCAGGAGUCCUCUGCCCCCUCGCAGGAUGUCCAAGAGUCCUCCCGGCCACCUUCUGCCCAGGAGUCCGAUCCUCCGCCGACACUCCAAGAGUCCCCUGGCCAUGGGGAGGCCAAGGAACCUUUCCCCACACCACCCUAGAAGUCCCAGCCCCAGGAGGCUACUCAGAAGCCCCCCCCCAGCCUCCCACAGGUCCCACAGCUCUGAGCGCAGGCUUCCUCACUUCGCCCGGAGUCCAGGGCUGGAGAGGAAGAACACACUUGGUCCUGGCUUCAGAAGCUCCAAGAGUCCCGGGCCAGGGAGAGGACCGCCCAUCUCCCUGCGGAGCCACAGUCCUCUGCCACGGUCCCCCAGCCCUGGCAUAAGGAGGGACUGGAACCAGCGGGGUGGCAGGCGGUCAAGGUCACCUCCAGGCACCUUCAGGCGGUCCCUCAGUCCCUAUGGCCGGCCUGCACGAAGCAUGUCUCCGCGGUCCCGCAUGGAGGGCAUGCCCCCACCCCUCCUGGAGCGCUCUCCCAGGGGCACCUUCCACCGGCCCGGGUACGGCCGCCCCGGAGGGGAGGGAAACCUUCAAGGGGAUAGGUUCUCACCCUCUGGCAUCAUGGUUCAGGACGGACGCCCCCAUGGGUUCCCCAACGACUUCGACCACUUCCCUGGCCACAGGCCACCUUCACAGGGGCCCAUAAAUGGGGGACAACACUUCCAGGAGUUCAACAAGUCCGGCCCACCAGGUGGCCCGCCCUGGCCGCCCGCUGGGAGGAGGGAUGCCAGGGACCAAUUCUCCCCUGAGAGGCUCCUCCCAGACGCUGCCUGGCAGGGCCACUUCCACCAGCGGGACAGACCUGAGCCACACCUCUACCCUCACCCAGACCACCACUUUGGCAGGGACCAGCCAUUUGGGUCCCCGGGCAGAGGUCGCCAAGGGCCCGGGGGCUUGCUGCCGCAUGGGCGGGGUGGGCUGGGGCCCAUGCACGGCCCCAGACGAGGGUCUCCACCGCGGCGAGGGCGGUCUCCCCAGUCCCUUCUAGAGCCUUCUGACAGGUUUGGUUGGGACCAUCCUGCUCCCGGUGCUGCUCGCCACCAGAUGUCACCGCCUCGGCCCCUCUUGCGGCCGCGCUCACGCUCCGGCUCACCAUUCUCCGGACGCCAGCAGCCCUUCCCACCUGGUGGGAGAGGAGGCCAGAUGUCCCCUCGAGGCAGAGGCAGUGCCAUGAUGGGGAGCCGCCGGGGCCCCAGGACGCCCCCGAUGCCUGGCAGGAAGCUGUCACCUCCCCAUCCUGGCCCCAGGGAAGGACUCAGAUCACCCCGAGGACCCUCCUACCAGGAUGCCAACAAGGCCCCGGGCAUGCCUCAGAGGCCAGUUCCUCUGCUUCCACUCCCUCAUGAAAGAACACAGCAGAUGCGUGGUGGCCCUGGCCAGCCCCAACAGAUUCGUGGUGGCCCUGGCCAACCCCAACAGAUGCGAGGUGGCCCUGGCCAGCCCUUACAAGGCCGUGGUGGCCCUGGCCAGCCCUUACAAGGCCGUGGUGGCCCUGGCCAGCCCUUACAAGGCCGUGGUGGCCCUGGCCAGUCCUUACAAGCCCGUGGGGGUCCUGGCCAGCCCUUACAGGCUCGUGGUGGCCCUGGGCAGCCCCCACAGGGCUCCAAUCCUCCUUCAGGAAUGCGGCCUCAGGACGCGGCACUCCACAAGCAGCGUCCCCAGCCCCCAAGGGCACGGUCACCCCUCCUUGGGAAGAGAGAGGGCAAGCCAGCAGAGGAGGUCCGAGAAAGGCUGCGAGAGGAGCCAGGCGGCCAGCCUCAGCUUGACAAGCGAGACGGCCGCCGACACGAAUCUCCAAGAAGGAUGGACAACAAGCAGAGGUCACCAGCCAGAGACAAAGGCCUCGGGAGACCCCGAGAGGCCAGGAAUGGGGAAGGUUCCUCCUCUAGGGGGAGAGGUAGCAGGAGUGGAAGGAGUCCCCCCAGCAAGACUCGGAAGCCUGCCGGGACAAAGGUGGAAUCCGUCAGCAGCCGGCACCAGUCCAGGAGCCCCGGGGCCAAGGACCGAGUGGCCUCCUCCUCCUCCUCAUGGGAGAGAAAAGAGUCUGGCCGGAACUCCCGAACAGGCAAACCAAGUAAAGGUGAAGGGAAAGCAGGCCAAGGCCAAUCACCUCUCAGAGAAGGGCGCAAUGGCAGCCCCUGGCUUGACCCCGUCACCCCGGAGAAGCAAGACCAGAACAGUGGAGACCGCCCCAUCGCAGACUCUGGGGGGCGGGAGAGCGAGGACAGGCUGAAGCAGGAGGAGACCAAAAAGAUUGAGACCUCCGAACCAACCACAGGAAAGGACAAGACAGAGAAAGUCAAAGAAGAAAAGGGGAAAAUACCACAAGUAGACCAACUGAAGCACCAACCACAGCACAAGCAGCAGCAGGAGAAACAGGACAAGCAGGAGAAGCAGCAACAAACAGCAGUCAAGCAGGAAAACAAGGUGAUGGAGGAGGAGAAAAAACAUGACGCUCAACGGCGAAAGAUGGAGAGCGGCAAGCCAUCCUCCCAGCCUUCCCAGGAGCCCCAAAGAUCCUCUCAGAAACCCUCCGCUGCACCCUCCAAGGAGGCGGAAGAUAAAAAAAUCAAGAAGGAAGAGAAAAUAAAAGACGAUGUGGAUGAUAGGCGGAAAAAGAAGAAAAAGAAGAAGAGCAGAGAUGACGACGACGAGAAGGAUUCCGUCAAGAGUAAGUCCAGCAAGAAGAAGAAAAAGGAAAAGAAGAAGAAGAAAGACAGUAAAAAGAAGAAGAAAAAGCACAAGAAGGCGGACACUGACACUGACGAGGAAGAGGAGGAGAAGCAGCCAGCACGCACAAAGAGUCCCAAGGAAGGGAAGAAGAACAGCAUAGACACAACAGACCUGCGGCACAUGCUGAAGCGCAAGGCCACCACCGACACCUCCCUGGAGCGGAGAAGCAGCAGCGGCAAGGGCGGCAGCGGCAGUGGCAGCGGCGGCGGCGGCGGCGACAGCAGGGAGAGAGAGGGGGACAACAAGCGGCGCAGGAAGGAGAGAGAGGACAACCCCCCGAGGCAGGUCACCACUGGCAAGGGCAGACAAGCUGACAACAAGAGGAAGAAGCAGCACGAAGGGAAGCCUCUCCUGGUGACUGUCGGGUCUGGCGAGGACAGACAGGUCACCUCCGGCAAGAACUCAUCAGAGCCAAGGGGCUCUGACAGUAAAGGCUCCCAGCGCUUGUCUGUCCAUCUUCGUCUUGGCCCAGCAAAGAGCUCCUGGGAUGAGAAGAAAUCUGCCAGCAGUGCCCGAGGGAGCGGCGGCGGCAGCAGCGGUGGUGGGGGUGGCAGCGGAGGCAGGAACAGGAGGCGAGACAAGUCAAAGGGCCGACAUGGCAGUGGUGGUGGUGGAGGCACCGGCAGCAACAGAAUCAAGUUGAGGCGAUGAUGAAGGGGUGACUUUUCUGUCAGCUUGGGAUGCAGGUAACGUCUCCUUGGUCUACUCCUCCUCCUCCCCCUCCUACUCCUCCUCCUACUCCUCCUCCUCCUCCUCCUGCCCUCCCUAGUGACUCAGGUCAAGGGGGCGAGUUCUAUGCGGCAUGGUGUUUGGUGAGGUUCUGGAUAUAGACAGAGAGACAGAUGUGAGGGUAGGGAGGUAGGCUGGGGAGUGGCAUUGUCCUGUAUAUAUGAUGAGUGUUAGCUGUUGUUUAGGAGAGUUAACAAGUGCACUACACCACACUUUUCAGUGGUAAUGAUUUAACUUUUCAUUUUGUUUUACAGCUAACUUGUCAAUGUAAAUAAUAACUCGUCACUGAAUAAUACUUCAUCACAUAACUCAAGUCUUUCAACUGUCUGUGAUAUAUUAGUGAUAAAGUAGUUUAGUAAAGUUAUACAUUUUAAGGUAUGGUAUGUUGACACAGGUGAUACUUGAAGCCCAAGAUAUCAGAUAUGCUUAAUAUAUCUCAGGAACUAGGUAAUAAUUAGUGUUAGUUUUUAAUGAGGCAGGCUUUACUUUAUAUUUUGAGGGCAGUGUUUAGCAUUGUGUGUGUGUCUGUGUCAGUGCAGUGUUCCAGGGACUCACACAUUCAUUUUCAGCAAAUUUUCAGGGUUUCUACAAAUAUGGAAAGCAUGUUUUAAUGUUCUGAAGCCUUUAGCCAAGUAUGAAUGUCUGCCUAACAUCAGCCAGCACAUUGACAUCAGGAAAACAACAUAAUGCAACUCAAGUAAAUCAUAGUAUGGAAAACUCUUCUCGGUUGGAAUGCAAAGUGUUUUGAAAAGCAUCAAAGUUUCUCACUCAAUCAUUGUUUGAAAAAGAAAAUAUUGUGUAGUGUGAGUUGUGCAUUUAAUUUGCAUCGCAUCUUAUAGUUCCACCUUUCUCGGCUUGAAUUAUGCACAAGGUGUAAAAGAAAGAAAUUUGAAAUUAUGUGAAAAUCAUCCCUGUGAUUGAAGUUCAGUGCGUGUCAGCAAAACAUCAGCAAGAAUAUUCUGCCAAGAAAGUGAGGUGAAGAAAGGUAAAGAAUUUUUUUUUGUUGGCUUGGAUCAGUGAUGAAGUGAAGAGCUUUGCAAGGCUGGCUGGCAACGCUUCCGGAAGAUUCUUUCCAUCAACCCAUCACACUUGUUAUAUUAGGCAGUUCAUUUGAGGGGUCCUCCGUGUUUUAAGGGGUGGGGGGCGAGGGAUAUGUUACUGUGUGUACAAAGACUACAAAUGAACAUUUUUAAGCUUUAACGUGACAUGACGAGUGAAACAAAAAAUUGUUUCCGUAACCAUGUUACAAAAUGUAGAAAAUACAAUUUAUACUGUAUUAAAAUUUUCUUGGAUGGCAGCUUGCCAUUCAUGUGGGUUUUAAAAUGCAAUUCAAAACAAAUUUGCUCAAAGUACUUUUGUAAUUUAUUCUAAGGAGUUAAUAUUUCUUAUUCAUGCGUAUUUAUAUCAGUUUCAUUGAUGUAUGUCAUUAAAUCUUACAGGAAGUGUGGCAUGAGUAGAUUGAUACUGUUGUUGAGUUAUUUUAUAUUUAUUAUAAUUUAUUUUUGUUUAUUCUGAAUCAGAAAUGUACUCGUGGUUGUUGAUUUAACUUGUUCUCUGCUGAAUGAACAUGGGACAUUUAUAUGUUUAUUUUAUUUUAUUUAUUUAUAUAUUUAUUUAUUUAUUAUUUUUAUAAGAUUUUAGAUCAGUGUGUUACGGCCUUUGCAUAGAGAUUUGCAGCUGGGAGCAACACUUUUUAUAGUCCAUUCCCCUCAUCUGGAUCCCGGGCUCCUCACCCAGCAAGUCUGGACACCUCUGAUUGGCUGCUGGCAAGCAGGGUGUCUGACAUCCCUGCCGGCCAGCACACUAGCAUAGGUUCAGAAAAUAUUUAGAUUACUUUACAUGGGUCAUCUGUUACACAGAAUUGGUAAAUUUUGUUGACCAUUAGAUCAAACAGUGAAUUUGCAACUAUAACAUGAUUUUUUAAACUUGAUAGGGUAAAAACAAAGUAUUUAUGGUGAGUGGAAGUCAAAGAGUGACAUUCAAUGUAUUUAGCACCUUAUAAUUAUUAUCAAUAUUUGCAUCAAUUAUGGAGCCACUUUUAGAUUAAAAUGUUUGUUCUAGUACAUAAAAUCCUCCUGAAUAUAGGUACUUUCAGAUAUUAGAUAAAGUGCAAUGUAAGAAGAGACAAGGAAGACUUUGUGAAGAUAGGUUUGAAUAUUAAAUGUUGUUUCUUGACGUACUCACCAUAAUUACUUUUUUCUACUCAGCAGUUUUGAAACUUAUGCCGUAGUUUUAUAAUCACUGCUUCAUCUAAUGUCAAAAAUAUUGCAAUCUUGUGUAUCAAACAAGCCAAGUAAAGAAAUAUGCAUACUUUCUGAUCCUCGGCUACAGUGUUGUGCGACAGAUGUCAGACACCUGGCACCCAACAGCCAUCAGCAGUGCCCUUACCUACUCGUCUAGGAAUCCAGCCACUGCUGGGAAUGGAUUAUAGUAUUGAUUGGGUCUUGUUUCAUGAUUUUGAUCUAUUUAUCUGUUUUCCAUAGAUUAACUUUCAGCCUUCCAGUGAGUAUCAAAUGGCAAACAAAAUAAUAUGGGUUAAUUAAUUUGAGUAUUGAUUUGUAAAAUUGUCCGUUCCUUUUAAAAAUUGUGAGAGUAAACAACACUUGAGUCUCCAAAUAAUAGCAAUAUGUUUAUCUCCUGAGUGUGUGCAACAUUAUUCCAGUAUAACUCAAAGUUCAGAGGUGUUCUUUUAAAAGACUAUUGUGAUAAUGUAUUGAUAUUAUAAGUAACGCAAGUUCUCGUAAUUACAUGUCAUAGAUCUGUACUUAUGAUGAAAAUAAUUUUUUCCAUCACUAAUUUCCUGAAAACAUUAAAGUUCAGUGCGAACUCUCAUACACUUAUUGUGUAAAGUACUACACAUUUGUAUAUAUUCAGGUCAAACCAGGACUGUUGUCUGCAGGCCACAUGAAGUGAUUUGUAAACAAUAGUUACAACAAAUGGUUGUUGCUUCAUUUAGUUAUUGUUUGAAGACACGCUUUAAUUUCUAUUAUUGACAAUUUCACCCUAAAAUUUCAUGCAGUAGACACUGGAUAUAAUGGGGCAUAAGACCCAGACAUGUUUGUGUUGUACAAAAUUGCACAAAAUAAGUACAUAAAAUCAGUUGGGAUUAACAGAUUCAGCAGUGUGUAUAUUGGCAAUAAUGUAUGCAGCAGAGGAUAUUAACACAUUAUAACUACAUGCAGCAAUUGAUACGAUCCUGGUACUAUUGGUAAAUGUGUGGGUAAAUUUUGUGUAUACAAUAGCAUUUUACUACACACUGGAAACUUACAGUAAUUAACAUGCCUUUGAUGCUGCGUAGUAAAAAAAAUGUGUAAAUAUCACAUUAUAUCCGGUGCUUAUUGCAAUUUGGCAUUAUUGAAUUAAAUUCUUAAGAAUUAAAGUUCUCCAAUAUUUUUUUAAUCAUAAACAUAUAAGUUUACUUCCUACUGAACUACUGCUUGUUCUGUUCUCCAUCUUCUUAGUAACCCUGUGCAGUAGGCUCAGCAGGGUUGGCAACUGUGAUUCCUUAUAACAGCUAGUUAGUAGACAAGAGUCUGAUUGCCUGAUUAGAGGCUCUGCUCUUGAUAAUAUUUCAGAGGCUUAGGUGAGUCUGUUUGCUUAAAACAGUCUCAAACAGCUAGACAAGUAAGUUCUGGCAAGAACAUUCAUAAGAACAUUCAUCAGUUUUCAUGCAGAAUUAUUACAGUAGAAGAUUGAGUGUGAGUGAAGUCAAGUGAAAUCAGUUUUUCAGUAUUUAAAUUUCUGGUGUUUAAUGGAAAUGUUUAGUAGAAAGUUUCUAAAUUGCAUGCAUGACAGCAGGCUUUAUUGGUCACACAACAGCAAAUAUAUAUAUAUAUAUAUAUAUAUAUAUAUAUAUAUAUAUAUAUAUAUAUAUAUAUAUAUAUAUAUAUAUAUAUAUAUAUAUAUAUAUAUAUAUAUAUAUAUAUA
Molecule: messenger RNA, 9912 nt
Organism: Eriocheir sinensis (Chinese mitten crab)
Lineage: Eukaryota; Metazoa; Arthropoda; Malacostraca; Decapoda; Varunidae
Product: serine/arginine repetitive matrix protein 2-like
Exons: 6
Coding region: 97-5907 (1936 amino acids)
Biological process (GO): presynaptic dense core vesicle exocytosis; synaptic vesicle maturation; synaptic transmission, glutamatergic
Cellular component (GO): presynaptic membrane; plasma membrane; terminal bouton
Molecular function (GO): syntaxin-1 binding; calmodulin binding; diacylglycerol binding
Source: RefSeq, a predicted model, not a curated record